Molecule: messenger RNA, 1104 nt
Organism: Nothoprocta perdicaria
Lineage: Eukaryota; Metazoa; Chordata; Aves; Tinamiformes; Tinamidae
Gene: CABYR
Product: calcium binding tyrosine phosphorylation regulated
Exons: 4
Coding region: 40-1104 (354 amino acids)
Biological process (GO): sperm capacitation
Cellular component (GO): sperm fibrous sheath; cytoplasm
Molecular function (GO): calcium ion binding
Source: RefSeq, a predicted model, not a curated record
UGCAGUUGAGAAACCCUAAUCCGACUUCAGCGGAGGAAGAUGCAUUCCUCACGGGCCAGGUUCAUGGCUCCCUACGGCCUGAAGACCCUGCUGGGGGGACUGAGCAGAGCUGCCUUCAGCGCCAACCCCAACAACAUCCCGAGCUUCGCGGCACUCUAUUUCCAAGAGCUCGUCGCCUUCCGCGAAGGGAAUCCCGAUCUGGAUUUAACGGAGCUGGUUGAAGAGUUUCGUUUCGUCAUUGACGGCUGGAACGAGAGGCUGCCUCAGAGCCUCAACGCACAAGACGCGUCGGUCCUCGGGGAGCCCAAGCAGAAGGAGAAGUGCACGGACACGGAGGAGGACCAGCUCCUCCGUGGCGCCGACACCGAGUGCACCUCCAAGAUGACCCAGUACCCGUCGACGCACGACGACGUCGUCGGAAACAAAUCUCCCCCCGGAGCUGACGACGCUUCGUCCCCCAAGGGACCGGAACUCGCAUACGUGCCCGCAGACCCUGCCCAGCUGGCUACCCAGAUGUUAGCCAUGGCAGCAAGCGAAGCGGGACAGCCACCACCCCACUCUAAUGUGUGGACCCUCUAUUGCCUAACUGACUUGAGCCAAGGGCAAAAAUCGCCACCAUCCCUUCCUCCUCCUGCUGCUCCGGGCCUUGCCUAUUCCCAGCAGCAGUUCCUGCAGCCAGUGCCACUCCAGGCUCCACCACCACAACUGUCCUCUCCAACAUACGUGAUGCCGGAAGAAAGCAAGAGGGGCAGCGCUCCGCCUUUCAUUUUGGUGGGCUCCACGGUGCAGAGCGCCCCGGACUGGAGCGCCGCCCUUCCCGGCCCGGUGGCGCCGGCCCCGCCGGACGCCCGGCGCUUUGCGACUAUCCCGGUGCCGGUGGCCAGGCCGGCCGAGCAGGCGGCGCCCAAGGCCGUGCCGGAGGCGGCGCGGCCGCCCACGCCGCUCUACCUCUCGGUCGCCAUCCCUCUGGAUGACGUGGUGGCUGCCCGGAAGGGCGCCCCGGGUGCUGACAAGGCCGCGGCCGGGCCCCCCUUUGCGGGGAGCUAUGGCAUUGCGGGGCAGAUCACGGUCACCUCCAGCUCGGUGCACCAGGCAGGGUCAUGA